CCAGAGUCUGGCAGUCACAAACUGUCUCUCACUCCUGUACAAGUGACAGAAUUUGACAGCAAACACUUCAUUUUUAAGGCUGCUUCUCCUCCUAGGUUCUCUUCUGGCACUGUGCAGCCUCUGCUUUCUGUGCACACCCAGUGAAGAGUGACACAUUUUUGGGGACUCGAAGCUGUGCCCACAGAAGCUCUUUUAGCCCACAGCACUCAGAACUGCACGUGGUAUCUUCUGCUACUUCCUGCAGCUCUGUCAGAGCAGCCUCUGAGCACGGCACGAGCUGGAGCACUCCGUCAGCUCCUCUGCAAAAACAGGGGGGAAAAAGGAAAAAUAAAAGGAAAUACCAGCUGGAAAAAGAAUAAUGGAACGUUGUCUACACGAAAAUUGUAACUCCACUUGCCCAGAACUUCCUUAUCAGGAGAGUCAGACAUUUCUGGUUGCUGUUUACAGCAUCGUUGUUGCUAUAGGCCUUCCAGCCAAUUGCUUAACCUCUCUGCUUACGUUUGUACAAAUCCAAAGGAAUAAAGUCGUUGCCAUCUACAUUUUCAGUUUAUCACUGUGUGAUCUGAUGUAUUUAAGUACCUUGCCUCUCUGGAUUAUCUAUGUGCAAAAUGGGCACAAUUGGACCAUGGGUGACACUGCUUGCAGAAUAACAGGAUUCAUCUUUUUCUGCAAUAUCUACAUCAGCAUUCUGCUUUUGUGCUGCAUCUCUGUGGAUCGUUACGUGGCACUGGUGUAUUCUGUGGAAUCAAGGGGGAGAAGAGAACAGAAACAGGCCACCAAAAUAGUCUGUUUUCUCUUUGCUGUGGUUGCAGGAAUCCACACUCCGGUAUUUUACAUGGAAGAUAAGCAAAACUGUACAGAGGUGAAAACCUGCUUUGAGACAGUGCCCCUUGACAUAUUAUUGGCUUCUUUCAGCUUCGCUAGAUUCCUGUUUGGAUUUGCCAUACCCUUCACAAUCCUGAUUUUUACAAACUACAAAAUUUUCCAAGCUAUCAAAAGAAGCAGCAGCUUGACUUGCCGCCAGAAAGCCAAAGUGAAGUAUGUGGCUAUUGCCAUUAUUGUUAUUUUCUUGAUCUGCUUUGCUCCAUAUCAUGUGGUGCUCAUAAUAAGAGCCAUAUACUUUAUGUUUCAUCAGGACUGCCCAUGUCCGUUUGAAAAUAAGAUAUAUUCAGUUUUUACAGUGUUUCUGUGUUUAGGCACUGCAAAUGGUGUUGCUGAUCCAAUCCUCUAUGUUCUGGUCAGUGAAAAUGUUAGAAAAGACUGUUACAGGAGCCUGAGAAGAUGGAGAUGGAACUCAUCCAAGCUAAAUUCAUCCACUGAUCACAAUACUGACAACAGAAAAUUGGAAAUGCCAAAAGAACCAGAGGAAGGGGGCCAAAGAAAAGAAAACAAAGAAAUGACAGAUUCCUCUGACAUUCAGAAGGUCUGUACCAGUGGCAGAGACCAGGAAAGUGGCAGCUAGGCUGGUAGCUGCUGGAACAAGUAAGAAGUUCCCAAUCCCAGCUGCAGGACACAAGUUUUUACAUGCUGACAUCACCUUGCAUAUCUUGCAUGGGUCCUUAACUCCUUGAGGACACUAUGGGAGCAAUAAUUCACAUUUCUGUUUGUCUCCUACAAUAAACUUUGCCCACCAGUAUCACCGGUGAAAAUACUGCUUUACUGAGGAUGCAUGGAAUAAACAAAGUAAUUUACUUUGACUCAACAUGGGAUCUUAAAAGCUUUUUUCUUUUGGACCAACUCUUUUUCUCACAUGAAAUAAAACCAGUUUUAUCUUCUGAGCAAAAUUUUAAAAAGCACUGGUGAGGAAAACAAGGUACUAUUCUUAAUGUUGAAUUUUUGCUUCUAACCAUCUGUUCCUCUUCAUGGUAAGCAUGAGGAGGAGCAUGUUCCACUUCUUACACAUGUGCUCUGCUGUUAACAUUUGUGGUUAACCAGUGGAAAAUAUUAAAAAUGAGUAAGUCUUUCAACAAGAGCUUUGAGCAUUUUCCUUGGACUCUAGUAUGUGACUUCAGGUACAUCACACAUUCCAGGAGAAUUAGAUGGCAAAAAAAAUGCCUGAUAACACAGAGCAACAGUACUGCUGCUGCAUUAGUCAAGAUCCUGCACUGCCCUGAAAUUCUUAAAAUGUACAAUUCUAAUGCUUGAUAGUUUACAAUCAGUAAAUUUUAUUUGUUUUGCAGUCAGACCUAGAAUGCACUGAAAUAUACAAAAAAUGUAUACAUAUCCAAGUGGAGUCAGGGACUGCUUUUAUGCCAUCUCCAAAUGUUUGUUGAACUCAUGUUUAGUUUGUGACUAAGCUAACCCUUCCCUUUUGUUACUGAUCCCACUUUUACUGUGUAGGAGUCUGUAGCAGCUAUGGGUAGGCUCACAGAUGGUAUGGAAGGUUGGCAGUCUGGAGAGCACAAUCCUUCCUCCCCACAGCUGAGAACUCCCUCAGACAUGCUGGGGCAAAUUUCACUGCUGCUGCUGCCACUUCUAUUAUAAAUAACUUGCUGAUAGUAGUUCCUUGUGCCUUCAAACAAGAAUUUAAAAAAUAAGAAUGAUACAAAUCUGGCAAUGUUUGUCUAAACAACUUCAUAUUUUUAUGGGAUUCAACAGACAGAUCAUGAGCCAGUUUGAAUACAAGUUUGUAGAGUGUUUCAUAGCAUCAUUCCAUUUAAUCUGUGCUGUUGUAUUUCUGUGACAUGUUGAAAUUGUUAUUGACGUUGACAUUUCUGCAUUGAAUUAAUAUUAACCAGUCAAUAUAAAUACAAUGCUUUUUAUUAUCUUAAAAUUGCCAUAGAUAUUUCUGUAUAUUAUGUUUUAUUUUUAUAUAGUCUUACACUUUUGUAAAGAACAAUUAUGCCAAAAUUAUAUAUCCUCAAUUUAUUAUAUUUAUUACAUAUUUCAUUUUUUAA
Taeniopygia guttata (zebra finch) is the source of this 2897-nucleotide messenger RNA. RefSeq names its product G protein-coupled receptor 132 (gene GPR132). Gene Ontology annotation, cellular component: membrane. Gene Ontology annotation, biological process: G protein-coupled receptor signaling pathway; G1/S transition of mitotic cell cycle; negative regulation of G2/M transition of mitotic cell cycle. Lineage: Eukaryota; Metazoa; Chordata; Aves; Passeriformes; Estrildidae. Gene Ontology annotation, molecular function: G protein-coupled receptor activity. The record is from RefSeq and is a predicted model, not a curated record.